Messenger RNA from Aethina tumida (small hive beetle), 1606 nucleotides. RefSeq names its product cytochrome P450 4C1-like. NCBI's taxonomy places the organism in Eukaryota, Metazoa, Arthropoda, Insecta, Coleoptera, Nitidulidae. The record is from RefSeq and is marked validated. The coding region runs from base 80 to 1540 and encodes 486 amino acids. Gene Ontology annotation, molecular function: heme binding; oxidoreductase activity, acting on paired donors, with incorporation or reduction of molecular oxygen; monooxygenase activity. The transcript has 11 exons.
UUGUAAUAAAGCUAUAUAUUACUAACAGUAUACAAUCAACUCAGUUGACUGGUAACUUUUAUUAAACUCAGAAGACAAAAUGUUUAUUGAACUAGUAUUAGUAACAGCGAUUAUAAGUGUAAUAGUUUAUAGAUUUUUGAGUAAGACUACUAAUAAGGCGUAUGAUACAUUCUAUAACACUCCCAGUCCGAUAAGAUUUCCAGUUCUUGGUUCCAGUUAUUUAUUAUUUGGUCGAAAUAUUUUAUUGGCUUUGACAUACAACAUUGAAAAAUAUGGGCAAUCAUUUUUGGCUUACAUACCUCACAGAACUUAUGUAACUGCAAUUCCCGAGGAAGUGAAGAUCAUCCUGAAUCAUCCCAACGCACUGAACAAAAGCAAAGAGUACAAUCACUUAAGAUGGAUCUUCGCUAAAAGUUUGUUACUGACACAUGCUGAUCCAUGGAGAGUAAACAGAAAAUUGAUAUCUAGAAGUUUCAAGCAAGGUAUUCUGGACUCUUUUGUUACAACUUUUUAUAAGAAAAGUUGCCUUUUGAACGAUAUUUUACGAAGGGACGCUUACAAAAAUAUUUAUUAUUUGUUAGAAGAAUUUACGUUGGAUGUGUUUUCCGAGGCUACUCUGGGAAUAGAAUCAUCAAUUCUGAAGGAUGAAAAAGAACACAGAUUCGUGGUUGGUGUUACUACUAUUCAGACUCUUCUGAUGAGUAGAAUAGGCAAUAUAAUCAAGAUGAAUGACUUCAUAUUUUCCUUUUUACCUGAUGGUAUAAGGGCUAAAAAAUGUCGUACUGAUAUGAAUAAUUACAUUCAAGAUAUUAUAGAAAAGAAAAGAUCAAUUGGUAUUAAACAAGAUAUUUAUUCUCCUUCAGCAAGGUUGCCCGUUUUGGACUUGCUAUUAGAAAUCGCCGAAAAGGAAAAUCUAACAGACAAUUAUAUUAGUGAGGAGAUGUUUUUAUUUGCUGGAGCUGCAACUGACACCACUGCUUAUACUAUCGCAUAUGCUUGUUGCCUUUUGGGAAUGCAUCCAGAAAUCCAGGAAAAAAUAUACAAAGAAAUAAUUGAAACAAUUGGUAAAGAGGAGGAGAUUCUUUACAGCGAUUUAAGCAAACUAAAGUACACCGAAAUGGCUUUGAAUGAAACUCAGCGAAUUCUUCCCAGUAUUCCAAUAAUUGGAAGGCAUACAACAGCUGAUAUUUCUUUAGGUGACAAAGUCAUACCAAAAAACACAGGGAUAAUUAUAUCCAUAUUUAACAUACACCGAAAUCCAGAAUAUUAUCCAGAUCCUUUGGUGUUCAAUCCGGAUAGAUUUCUUCCGGAAGAAGUCGCCAAAAGACCGCAGAACACUUUUCUGCCAUUCUCUCAAGGUCCCAGAAAUUGCAUUGGCAUGAAGUAUGCGUCGAUGUUAAUGAAAACGGCGAUUGUGAACAUCGUGAGAAACUUUAAGAUUUCGUCUAAGUACAAGAGUGUUAGUGAAUUGAAAUUGGUGUCAAACGUUGUCAUGUCCACGACUCAUCCUUUGGACCUUACUUUUACUCCUAGAUCAUAACUAAAAAAAUUAUAUAUACCGGGUUGUAUAAAUGUAGAUAAACAACAAAUAAAUCAGUAAUUCGUA